AUGAACGAAUUCACGCGGCGUGCGUCAGCCAUGAAGAAGCGAUGGCGCGGCAAGGGUCAGUACGCCUUCGCACGCGCAGAGGCGCAGCGCUUCCUCGACUCCGCAGUACCAAAGAAUAACCUUGGGGCCUGGGUAGAAGAGGGCAGCAACGCCAUUGCACUCUCGCAGCUGCUGAGCUUCUUCGAAAUCCAGCCGGAGGCGUCGCUAGCGUCGCUUAUUUUGAACAGGCUCAUCCGGACAGCAGAGGACGAGUCUGCCCCGCUGAUGAGUCGACUGCACGCCGCCCUCAGUCUCAUCUGCACCCGCCCCGACGAGAACUACGAGCGAGUGUUUCACGUGAUCACACAGGCGCUGCAGCAGCUUCAUCGAAUCGCUCUGGAUAGAAAUGGGGAUGGCACCAGCACUAGCAGCGGCGCUGGAGGCGGUGGUGUUGGCCGAGUUGGCAAUGGAAGCUCGCCCUUCUCACCCCCACAGUUGUUGCCGCUCGAUGCAGUGGGCGUAUGCGCCAAGGCACUGCAGCGGUGCGGAAAGCGAACGCCGCCGAUGCUGAAUGAGCAGCUGGCGACAGUCUCGAUGGCGCUGCUGCAGAUGACCUCGGCCACCGACCUCCCCUACAUGCAAUCCACUCUUCUGCGCCUGUAUGCAUGGAUGGUGCGAGCGGAGCGUCCAGAAACGAAUCAGCUACUCUACAUCUUGAUUGAGCAAACUGGUGAGUUCGCGCGGCACGACUUUGGGACCCUGAUGGUGUCAUGUGCGCGGCAUCACCAGAUCAUGCAUCUCCCAGUAGAGCUUAUCCAGCGUCUAGCACGAGCUGCAUUUCAGUACCGCAACUCCUUCACCGGUCGCGACGGUGCGGCGAUACUCGGCACUCUUGCCAAGCUGGUCGUCUCCCUCACCGCGGGUACGAAUGGCGUGUCGGCUGCUGACGUGGUCCGUGCUCAGGAUUACUUCAACGCGUUGUUGGAGGAGAUGCAACAACGCGUCCUACGCCUGUUUGACAUCAACGACAAGCUGUUCUGGAGCAACUCCGAAGACAUGUCGUCCUGUGCGUUUGCUUACGAGCUUGGCGGGCAUGUGCGCUAUCACCGUGUGUUUCAGGCGUACGCGGCCUACGUGCAGCACUCCGUGCAGAGCUUUGAGCCACCGCAGCUGGCCCUUGCUACGGGCAUUCUGCGCAGAGCGCAGCUGCUCACCCCGCACCUGGCCACGCGGCUGUCCGAGCGCAUUGAGGUGGUCUUGGGUGAGCUGCGCCUGGCAGAGCUCUCCCACAUCUGCGCUACUUUCGCCGCGCUACCGUCGCCGCGACCGAGCUGGUGGGAUGAGGCGAGGGCAGUCGCAUUGCGUCUUUUCCAGUCGGAUGUCAGCGGCCUUGUCUCCAUUAACCUCGCCAUCGCCUUCCCUGAGCAGCCCGACUUCGCCGAAACCAUCGACUACGCGCAGAUCACCAGCAAGCAGCUCGUGGAUCUACUCCCUAUCACGCUGGGGUCAGCCCAGUUCGGGGAGGCGGUAGUAACGGCAAUGUGCCGCCGACUAGCCUCGCAAGGUGAACGCUUCGCACCGGAUGACCUGCGACUGCUGCUGGCAUGUGGGGAACGACCGCAGCUGGUGCAUGCAUCACAGGAGCACCUCCGCCAGGCUUUUGCCCAGCCCGUAUGGAGUACGGACACCCUCUACUCCCUGCCGCUCGUGAUCGACACGAAUCACCCGGAAAGGAACCUGCAGCACUUCAGCGCAGCAAAGGCCUUGGCAGCAGCCAAGGCGGCGUCCGUGGGACCAGCGCAGUUUGUGUCGCUAGCAGAGCUUCUCCUCAGCUGUUUCGGCGACACCGAUCAGGCCGUGCGUGAGUAUGUCCAGGCCGGCGGUGGCGACUUGGUGAAGGAAAAGGGCGUGUACGGUGGUACCGUCGUUCGCUACCUCUCCGUUGUACGCCGCUUUCCGAGCAUGGUGCCACCCACUCAGUGGCUGCACGACUACGCGGAGAUGUUGGAGACGCAGACCUCGAACAUGGAUCCUGACAACCUCGAGGAUGCCCUGCUCUCCCUGCGCACUCUCUACGAGGAUGUAGCCAAGACGCCGGCGCUGCAGAUGGUGCUGUCGUUUCUCGUGCGGCAGUUCUACGAGGAGCUGACCGAAUCGGAGCAAACAGCGCGCAUCACGGUGCUCGUGGUGUACCUGCAGAAUGGCAUGACGCUGCCACUGCUCACCGCCAGCAACCCAACGCUGCAGCGCGUGACAAGCAAGGAGGCACACUACGCCCCAGAAGUGCGUCGGGCAUUGGCAAUGAUGCCGACUCCAAAAGCCCUCCCCGCGGAGGAACGUCGCGGGCGAUUUGUGUUGAAGCACCUGGAGCCGACCCGCCGCAGUAGCGAAGCGGCCGCGCCGUUGCUGGACCUUAAUCUCACGGAUCCCUUCACUGACCCCCUGUCGAGCGUGGAGUCCGCAGCGAAGCCAGCAGCACCGCCCUCAGUGCUCGCGGAGGCGCCUCCUGCCCCGCCCAACGCACCCAUCACUGGGACUGCCGCAUCAGCCCCUGAGCCUGAAACAGUUGCGGCCCCACCGCCACCGCCGCUGCCGAAGGCGGAAAAACCGAUGUCCUACUACGCAAAGUUUUUUAGCUCCUCCGUGGGGCAAAUCUUAACCGGCCGUGGCGACCGCUCCCACGCGGAGGCAAAGAAAGAGGAGACCCCCAACGAGCCGACAAAGUCGCCGGAGGAGGCGCCAAGGCAGCCCCGUCGCACGCGCCUGCACCCCUCACCCCACGUCUCCACGGCAGCAGGGACAGCGGAGCCCCCCAGCGCGUCGCCCCAGCUGCAGUCAACGCAGCAACAGCAGUCCUUGCCAUCCGCCCCCUCUGUUGCCGUCCCUGUCACCACCUUCACCACGGCGUGGGGUAGCAGGGCGCCACCGGUUGCAGGCACUGGAUGGGGCUUCGCGGCAGCAGCGGCAACACAGCCGGCAUCGACCACCGCGGAGACGAGCCACAGCAGUGCCUUUAGCUCCCUCUUCGGUACGCCAUCCACCCUCUCUCCAGCGGCACCGUCACCAACAGCAGCGGCAGCGGCGACUCCAGCUCCUAUAGCUGAACCUGCUGUCGCUGCUGCCCCCGCGGUCGGCCGCCCAGCGCGCAUGAGCGGUGUGGGCGGCAACAACAUCUUCUUCAACCCGAGAAACCUCUCGGCCUCGGUAGGGCGACCAGUCGCGUCGCGUAAGGCAGUCAUCACGCGCCCAGGUCUGCACGGUGCUGCUGCGGCAACGACCGGGGCGGCGGUGGGGCAGGCACGACCUGCCGCCAUUGCCUCAGAGACCGUGUUCAGCUCAGCCGCGGCAGAGAGCAUUAGACGCAUCCCUGCGGAUACCUCCCGCGCCACUCAGGUGCCACCGCUCGCCAACACUCCAGGGGGGCCGCAGACUGUUCUGGGGGGGGCCGCCACCUUCACCGCUGAUGCCCCCGCAGCGGCAGCGAACCAACACCAGAGCGGGAACGGCGUGGCAAACUUCAUGCACAGGGCAGGCGUGACGAGGGUUUCCGGGUACAACAUAGGCGAAAGGGGAACUGGGGGUGCAGUGGCCGCUGCCAGCGAGUCGCCAGCGGCAUCCUUUGCAGCGGGCGGGCAGGACAGCAGGCCGGCGCUGGACUGGAUGGAUGCAGCGAGGCGUGUGGUGCGAGUGACGCGGCUGCCACGCACCAAGACAAAGACGCGUUCACAGCACAGUCUGUCGGCCUGGCUCAACACGCCAUCCGCACGGCUGAAGAGUCCGCUCAAGGAGGAAACUGGAGAGGCGGCGGACGAGCAGCCGGCGACGUCAGUGUCAGCGACAGCGGGGCACGGACGGCAAGCGACGGUCGCGGAGGUGUUGAAAGGGCGCAAAUCGAAGAGGGACCCCAAGAAGAGCACUAUCGAGGCGGCGGGCGACGACGAGGCCGGAGGACCCCACGCGAAGCGCAGUGGUGGCAGUCGUGGGCGGAGUCGGGGCGGAAAAGCGGCUGCGGCUGCGGUCGGCGGCAAGGCAACGAAGUCCACCAAAGUCGCAGGCCACACUCAUCAUAGCGGCAAGGUGGCAGCAGCAGCAGCAGCAGCAGUCCAAGCGAAGAAGGGCGGUAAGGCCACUGUAGCAGAAGCUGCGCAGACGUCGUCAGCGAAGAAGGCCACAGCAGCCAAGUCGGCCAAGUUACCGGCAUCAUCGAAGGGCAGCGGCAGCGCCGGCAACAGCGGGCGAGCCAAGCGUUCCGCCUUGACGACGGUGGCGGUGAAGCCGGCGAAGAAGGCGGUCAAGGCGGCCGCUAAGAAGGCCACAGCCGCGGCUGCCAAAAAGAAGCCAGUGAAGGGGAAAAAGUAG
Messenger RNA from Leishmania braziliensis MHOM/BR/75/M2904, 4338 nucleotides. RefSeq lists its product as hypothetical. NCBI's taxonomy places the organism in Eukaryota, Euglenozoa, Kinetoplastea, Trypanosomatida, Trypanosomatidae. The record is from RefSeq and is a predicted model, not a curated record. The coding region runs from base 1 to 4338 and encodes 1445 amino acids. The transcript has a single exon.